CCGGGUCAGGGGGCAGGAGCCACCAUGGAAGCUCGCGGGCCCGCGGGGCCGCCUGAGCCGCUGGCGGGCUUCUGAGGCUGGGGAGACGGUGCGCGGCCGGCGCUGCCCGCCGUGGAUACGCAGGCCUCCGCCAUGUCGGUGCUGGGCGAGUACGAGCGACAUUGCGAUUCCAUCAACUCGGACUUCGGAAGCGAGUCCGGGGGUGGCGGGGACUCGGGCCCGGGGCCCAGCGCCGGCCCGGGGCCGCGAGCCGGCGGCGCGGCGGAGCAGGAGGAGCUGCACUACAUCCCCAUCCGCGUCCUGGGCCGCGGCGCCUUCGGGGAGGCCACGCUGUACCGCCGCACCGAGGAUGACUCCCUGGUGGUGUGGAAGGAAGUCGAUUUGACGCGACUCUCUGAGAAGGAGCGUCGGGACGCCUUGAAUGAGAUCGUCAUCCUGGCGCUGCUGCAGCAUGACAACAUCAUCGCCUACUACAAUCACUUCAUGGACAACACCACCCUGCUCAUCGAGCUGGAGUACUGUAACGGAGGGAACCUGUAUGACAAAAUCCUUCGUCAGAAGGACAAGUUGUUCGAGGAAGAGAUGGUGGUGUGGUACCUUUUUCAGAUUGUUUCAGCAGUGAGCUGUAUCCAUAAAGCUGGAAUCCUCCAUAGAGAUAUAAAGACGUUAAAUAUUUUUCUGACCAAGGCAAACCUGAUAAAACUUGGAGACUAUGGCCUAGCAAAGAAACUUAAUUCUGAGUAUUCCAUGGCUGAGACACUCGUGGGCACUCCAUAUUACAUGUCUCCAGAGCUUUGCCAAGGAGUAAAGUACAAUUUCAAGUCUGAUAUCUGGGCAGUUGGCUGCGUCAUUUUUGAACUGCUUACUCUAAAGAGAACAUUUGAUGCGACAAACCCACUCAACCUGUGUGUGAAGAUUGUGCAGGGAAUCCGGGCCAUGGAAGUUGACUCUAGUCAGUAUUCUUUGGAACUGAUCCAGUUGGUCCACGCAUGCCUCGACCAGGAUCCUGAGCAGAGACCCACUGCAGAUGAACUUCUGGACCUUCCCCUUCUCAGGAAACGCAGGAGAGAGAUGGAAGAAAAAGUCACUCUGCUUAAUGCACCUACAAAGAGGCCAAGGUCAAGCACCGUGACUGAAGCCCCCAUUGCUGUAGUAACAUCACGAACCAGUGAAGUCUAUGUUUGGGGUGGCGGAAAAUCUACACCCCAGAAGUUGGACGUCAUCAAGAGUGGUUGUAGUGCCCGACAGGUGUGCGCAGGGAAUACCCACUUUGCUGUGGUCACCGUGGAGAAGGAACUGUACACAUGGGUGAACAUGCAAGGGGGCACUAAACUCCACGGUCAGCUAGGACAUGGAGACAAAGCUUCCUACCGACAGCCGAAGCAUGUGGAAAAGUUGCAAGGCAAAGCCAUCCACCAGGUGUCAUGUGGUGACGAUUUCACUGUUUGUGUGACAGAUGAGGGUCAGCUCUAUGCCUUUGGAUCAGAUUAUUAUGGCUGUAUGGGGGUCGACAAGGUCUCUGGCCCUGAAGUGCUGGAGCCCAUGCAGCUGAACUUCUUCCUCAGCAAUCCAGUGGAGCAGGUCUCCUGUGGGGAUAAUCAUGUGCUGGUUCUGACUCGAAACAAGGAAGUCUAUUCUUGGGGCUGUGGGGAAUAUGGACGGCUGGGUUUGGAUUCAGAAGAGGAUUACUAUACACCACAGAGGGUAGAUGUUCCAAAGGCCUUAAUCAUAGUUGCAGUUCAGUGUGGCUGUGAUGGGACCUUCCUGCUCACCCAGUCAGGCAAAGUGCUGGCCUGUGGACUCAAUGAGUUCAACAAACUGGGCCUGAAUCAGUGCAUGUCUGGAAUCAUCAACCAUGAAGCAUACCAUGAAGUUCCCUACACGACCUCCUUCACCUUGGCCAAACAGUUGUCCUUUUACAAAAUCCGUACCAUUGCCCCAGGCAAGACUCACACAGCCGCUAUUGAUGAACGAGGCCGGUUGCUGACUUUUGGCUGUAAUAAGUGUGGACAGCUGGGUGUCGGGAAUUAUAAGAAGCGCCUGGGGAUCAACCUGUUGGGGGGACCCCUUGGUGGGAAGCAGGUGAUCAGGGUCUCCUGUGGCGAUGAGUUCACCAUUGCUGCCACUGAUGAUAAUCACAUUUUUGCCUGGGGAAAUGGUGGCAAUGGCCGCCUGGCAAUGACCCCCACAGAGAGGCCACACGGCUCUGAUAUCUGUACCUCAUGGCCUCGACCUAUUUUUGGAUCUCUGCAUCAUGUCCCAGACCUUUCCUGCCGUGGCUGGCACACCAUUCUUAUUGUUGAGAAAGUAUUGAAUUCUAAGACCAUCCGUUCUAACAGCAGCGGCCUGUCCAUCGGAACUGUGGUUCAGAGCUCCAGCCCAGGAGGCGGUGGAGGUGGUGGUGGCGGUGAAGAGGAAGACAGUCAACAGGAAUCUGAAACUCCAGAUCCAAGCGGAGGCUUCCGAGGAACAAUGGAAGCAGACCGUGGAAUGGAAGGUUUAAUCAGUCCCACAGAGGCCGUGGGGAACAGUUGUGGGGCUAGCAGCUCCUGUCCUGGCUGGCUUCGAAAGGAGCUGGAGAACGCAGAGUUCAUCCCCAUGCCUGACAGCCCAACUCCCCUAAGUGCGGCAUUUUCAGAGUCUGAGAAGGACACCUUGCCCUAUGAAGAGCUACAAGGACUCAAAGUGGCAUCUGAGCUUCCUCCAGAACACCAGCCCCCCGCAGGAGCCUGGCCUCCCCGGCUGAAUCCUGCUGUACCCUGUGCUGGGAAAGCACUGCCCUCUGCCGCGUGUGCGUGCAGCACUCUGCAGGCGGAGGUUGAGAGGUUACAAGCUCUGGUGUUAAAGUGUCUGGCUGAGCAACAGAAGCUACAACAAGAAAACCUCCAGAUUUUCACCCAACUACAAAAGCUGAACAAGAGAUUGGAAGGAGACCAGCAGGUGGGGACGCAUUCCAAAGGAACUCAGACAGCAAAGGAAGAAGUGGAAAUGGAUCCGAAGCCUGACUUAGAUUCGGAUUCCUGGUGCCUCCUUGGGACAGACUCUUGUCGACCCAGCCUCUAGUCUCCUGAGCCCACAUAGCCCUCAGGAAACUGGGACCCAAGAACUUCACCGCACACUUCCCGAGUGCAGAGAGCAGCUUCCCUGGCUUUCUUCACUUGCAGACACGAGCGAGCGAGCGAGCGAGCGAGCGAGCGAGCACAGGCCAGAGGAGGCUCCAAAGCACUCUCCUUGUGCACUUGGAGAGUGGCAUUGCCUUUAGAUAGGGUCUAGGAGUGACGUUGUUGUUUUGGAGAAUGGAAGGGUCCUGUGGCCCUGGCUUUGUCGUCGGUGACUGCCGUAGCAGCAGCAGCAGCAGCAGCUCUGUACCUCAUCUUUUGAUCCCACCUUUGAAGAGGAGACACAGUACUCACCUGAAUUGUGCUGGGAGCACUCGUAUCCCAUGUAUCACUUUCAUCAUUAAUUGGAAGCUGCCUUGGGAUCUUAGCACCAGGCAUUGCACCUCUGGAUGGAGGAAGGAAAAUGUAAAAUCGGAGUGGGCUGUGACCAGGCCUGGCCUGCCCAGGUCCUCCAGAGGGAGGGAAAGUAUGCAGGAAAUGUACUGGCGAGUCAGUGUAGGGCUUGUUUCAGGGAGUCCAGUUACUUCAUGCCGCUGAGUGCUUUAUGAGGGAAGCUUAGAUCGCUUUCACUGUGGAGGUUGCUUGAAACAUCACUGAGGAGCAGAGAAAGGGCAGGUCCCUUGUCACAAUCGCCAAACUUUCAGGCUACGCUUAGUACAGGGUGGGAUUUCCCAGCUCUGGAGGAUUCCUCAAGAGAGGAGGUGUCUAAGGGAAUUACACCAGCGGGUAACAGGUGGGGCUGUGGGAGAGAGGCAGCAGGGAAGGAAGGUAACACGUCCUUCUGUGCCUUGCCUUGGUAUCUGAGAGCCUCAGUGGCACGAAAGUCUUCUGCCCCUGUGAAGAUUUCUUUGUACCUCUAGUGUCGUGACCCUUAGGGUCUGACUGGGAUGAGUAGCCCCAGGCACCCCCUUUCUAUGUCUAGUCAGUAUUUUUCCUCUUUGGUAUGUUUUGAAGCCAUAUCAUACCCAGUAAGUCAGUAUCAUCUUUCGUACUUGAGUGGCCGAAAGCCAGCACCAAAUACUUGGGGUCCCACAAGCCUGACAGGUGGAACCUGCCAAGUGGGAGGGAAGUGGCCGCAAGCUCACUUCUGCUGUGUUCUUGUGGAGAGGAGCAAGCUACCUUGUCCAAAGACAGGACGUGUCCUAGAAGAGCCAACCUUCUAGGCAAGCAUUUGAUGGUUUCCCUUAAAUGUGAGCCUUGUACUUCCACCAAGUCUAAUGAAUUGCUUGUGUUUGGGGCCACAGCAGCUGCUUUGAUAAGUAGUACCACAUCCUCCAUGCUACAUACAGCUAAAUUAAUACUGUUCAUUUAACCAAAGCAAAAAAAAAAAAGGUUUGCCGUCUGUUUUAAUAUUGCAGGAGGACCUGCCUGUGCAGGAGAAAGUUUGCCAUUUCCAUAAACCGGUGAUGUAGAGGCUGGUGCUGGGAGGAAACCCCAUCUCUGGGGAUGGGCAACUCUGUCCAAUGGGAUCAUUGAUGUCCCAUUGUUUUCUCAAUUCUGAGAAGCCUAGUACAAUAGUACUGAUGUAAUCACUGAAGCCUUUUCCCAGAAUAAGGGAAGGCCCAAUCUUGACGUAAGGUCACAAGUUAGGGGGCUGGCCAUUGGCUGUAAACCCUGUCAGAGAGUUUUGGUUCAUCAUGUCAAUGCAACUUUGGUUUUCUUCAGGACUGGCUGGCCUUUCGAGGUCCUGUAUCCUUAUGCUUACCAUCUCAGCAGGCCUGAGAGGCGGGGUUUAAGGUCUUCAUUAUGAGCAUUGCUUCUGCUUGGGAGCUGAGGGGCAUGGGCAUGUUGCUGACUGUGGAGAGACAGUGAGUGUUGAGGUGGGCAGGAGCCCAGGGGAGUCAUUCUCUAGCAGAGCAUGGUGGUUGUUUUUUCUAGUAUGUUCCCAUGGGAAGUCCAGGUUUGCUAUUAAUCCAGCUGCGAAUCUAAGUUCUGUGCCUUAGAGAUAAUUUGCACUUUCCAGAAUUGUGCCUAAGACAGCCAUAAGAUUUUUUUUUCCCCCCACCAAACAGCUAUGCAAACAGAAAACAGUUCCAAAGUGGCAGCCGUGCACUGGGUUGAGGAAAACAAAAGACAGCAGAAAUGUCUUCAAUGGUUUCCUCUAGCUAAACCUUGGUCAGUUGUCCUGCUUGUCCUCUGUGCAGUGCUCAGUGUUUGAAGUUGCUUUCCAGUAGUGUUGCUCUGAGUUACAGUAUAGCCUGCGUUGAUCCUCUGUGCCAACACUUUGCUGAAAGCCAGCUUAUUGUUAGCCAGAUGCUGGAAAGGGUAAGGGUGGAGUGGUGUGGCAUUUCUGUUUUCAAUAAACAUUUAAACUCUGA
Peromyscus eremicus (cactus mouse) is the source of this 5437-nucleotide messenger RNA. It is a transcript of the gene Nek9, whose product is annotated as NIMA related kinase 9. Gene Ontology annotation, molecular function: protein kinase activity; protein kinase binding; ATP binding. The transcript has 22 exons. Bases 133 to 3063 code for a protein of 976 amino acids. The record is from RefSeq and is a predicted model, not a curated record. Gene Ontology annotation, cellular component: centrosome. Gene Ontology annotation, biological process: protein phosphorylation. Lineage: Eukaryota; Metazoa; Chordata; Mammalia; Rodentia; Cricetidae.